Portunus trituberculatus (swimming crab) is the source of this 1100-nucleotide messenger RNA. RefSeq lists its product as uncharacterized. The transcript has 6 exons. Lineage: Eukaryota; Metazoa; Arthropoda; Malacostraca; Decapoda; Portunidae. Bases 120 to 950 code for a protein of 276 amino acids. The record is from RefSeq and is a predicted model, not a curated record.
GACCUUGAGCUCGACCGGGAAGGGCGAGGCGAACCAGUAAGCAGCCACUCACUAGUAAGGUUCCACUACGAUACCAAUCCGGUCGCCAUCCGUCUUGAGCAGUCCUGACAACUAGCAUCAUGCCACUUGCUAGUCACAGCCAGGCGUCUCUGGCCAUGGUGCUCCUCUUAGUGCUUGUAAUCCCUGUUCAUCUCACUCAGGUGUACGUCUCUGACGCAGCCCAAACCGUGUCUCAAGAGGAGAUAAGUGAAGAGGGUAAGAUCCAGAAUGGCACGAAGGCAGUGAGAGAAGCAGUGGGGAAGUUGCUGAGUGAAUACAACACCGUGCCACUGCCGGGUUUGCCUACAUUUAACAUCAAUAGUGAUAAAAUAAGCAUCAGUAUAAGCCUGGCCAACAUCUAUCUGCAAGGACUUAGUGACAUGAAAUUCUUGGACGUUGGAGUUGGAAUGAUAAAAAACAAAACUGUACAUGGUACUGUGAUGUUUAAGAAGAUACGUCUCCUUGUUGGGACCUACUCAUCCAGUGGCCACAUCAACAACCUUCCAUUCAAUGGAGAGGGACCUAUGUACAUCCACCUGCAUGAUUUCUCCAUUUCCUUCUCUAUCAAAUGGUACUUCAAACCCUUCUCUGUCAUCCCAUGUGUUGAUUACAAUACCAGCCACCUGGCCCUUGAUCUUCUGCGCAUGGAGACUCACUUUGACCAUUUGAAUGCAAAUGAAGGCGCUGAUCUCGGUCAAGUUGUGGACAUUGUCGUCCCUUCCUUUGGACAAGACAUUGUUAAAGAACUUGAGUUCCUCCUCUCCACUACAUAUUAUGAAAAAUUGGAUACCAUCCUUGUUGGACUAAUCAAUAUAAAGACUAAGUGCACCAAAGGGAUACGUGAGGAUGUUCUAAAUACUGUUCAAGUAAUGAAGAUGACACAAGAUAUUAUCAAAGAGUUGAUACCUUGAUCAAAGAGGAAGAGCAUCUGCAUCACUGAACCUUUCAAAGAUGUACUAUGCAUAUGUAUACAUGAUUAAUUUAUUGCUUAGCAUGUUUAUAAUGUAGUAUAUACGAUUAAUUGUAUGUUAAUAUCAAUGAAUAGUAAAAUAUUCUGUGAA